Messenger RNA from Aspergillus oryzae RIB40, 837 nucleotides. Its product is annotated as Gfo/Idh/MocA family protein. Lineage: Eukaryota; Fungi; Ascomycota; Eurotiomycetes; Eurotiales; Aspergillaceae. The record is from RefSeq and is a predicted model, not a curated record. The transcript is spliced from 6 exons. The coding region runs from base 1 to 837 and encodes 278 amino acids. Gene Ontology annotation, molecular function: nucleotide binding.
AUGGCGUCCAAAAUCUUCAACGUCGGAGUCAUCGGCUACGGCCUUAGUGCUAAAAUCUAUCAAAUUCCAUUUAUCAGUGCAGUCAAAAGUCUCAAGCUCUAUGCUGUUGUCCAACGGACACCAAAACCGGAUAAUAAUGCAGAAUUAGGUUUUCAUGGGAUCAAAAGCUUCCGCAGCACGGAGUUAAAUGACUCUCAUCUCGAGCUGGCGAAGCUGGCUCUGAAUGCGGGAAAGCAUGUGAACUGUUCUCGAAAUAACAUGUGGAACCAAUCAGUCGUGGUCGAAAAGCCAUUCACGCCAACGUACCAAGAAGCCCAGAAACUCAUAGAUCUCGCCAAGAAACAGAGCCGAUUGCUCACUGUGUAUCAGAGCCGACGAUGGGAUGCGGACUACCUCACACUUUCUAAGCUCAUCAAAGAUGGCUCCCUCGGCAGAAUAGUAGAUUAUGAGACACGAUUCGAGCGCCAUGUACCUGACAUUCCAGGAUCCAGAUGGAGAACUGAAUCGAUACCUGGUGGCGGGGCCAUCUAUGAUUUGGUUAUUCGGCCUGCCAAGCGGAUCACCGCGUUCCUCGGCAACCAAAGAGAGGGAAUCGAUGGCAGCGAUGAUUCGUUUACUGUGCUAAUGCACUACGAUGAAUUCAUGGCUACGGCUAAAGCAGCUGGCAUAAGAACGUUCAAGAAGGUUAGUGAUAGUGCACUCAUAAUUUACGAACAAGAGCUACUCCUAGGCUUAUCCCAGUUCUACUUCGAUAUGCAAGAAGAACAGCUGAAAUCGGGCAUACGUCCUAGAGACGAUAGCUAUAGAAUCGAGCCGAGUGAGCGAUAUGGUAAGUAA